Osmia lignaria (orchard mason bee) is the source of this 3601-nucleotide messenger RNA. RefSeq names its product glycogen synthase kinase-3 beta. Gene Ontology annotation, cellular component: nucleus; cytoplasm; cytosol. Gene Ontology annotation, molecular function: ATP binding; protein serine/threonine kinase activity. The record is from RefSeq and is a predicted model, not a curated record. Gene Ontology annotation, biological process: cell differentiation; positive regulation of proteasomal ubiquitin-dependent protein catabolic process; regulation of microtubule cytoskeleton organization. Lineage: Eukaryota; Metazoa; Arthropoda; Insecta; Hymenoptera; Megachilidae.
UGGCCCGAUCUAGCCCGAACGGGUCAAUGUCUGAGGAGGCUUCGAAAAAUUCGUAGCUGGUGUGGUGUUCGUGUGCACGGCGAGGAAGAGAAAACGUCGUUGAUCGUCAAGGAUUGAUUUUGCCGCGUAAGCUCGCGCCAUUAUCUCUUUCCCGCCGCCAGGCUCGAGGCGUCGUUUAGUUGUAUAGUAGUUUCACGAUCAACGAAAGCAGAGGCGAACAACGACGGUGACGACGACCUCCCCUUAAGCAACGUCGACACGGACGACGACGAAGACGUCCACGUCGGCGUCAGCAGAAGUUCGCGAUUCCUUUUCUGCCUAGUUAUAACCCAGAUCGUGAGCAAGCGUGUAAAAGCUCGGGAAGUCGAUAAAGUCGGGCCUGACAAGUGAAGAAGCGCAGGAAAGAGUGACGAGCAGUGACAAGAUUCAAAGUAUAUCGAAGAAGAUAGAGCAAGUGAGAAAGAGCGGUAGUAGAGGAGGUGAGGCAGUAGCGCUUCCCCCGCACGCUGCAAAAGUACGGUUGCAGAAGUGAGAGAAGAAAGAAAAGAGUAUAAGAGAGAGAGAGGAAGAAAAGCGGGAGAGUAAGUGAGACAGAGCGACAUAAUUGACGACUACGCCGUUAGGCCGAAAAAGAAAAGAGACAAGAGGAGAAGUACGAUGUAACACCGACGAUCGUUCGAGGUAUUAUCGAAAAAAAAGUAUAAAUUCGUCGUGUUGGCGAUCUCGCUGAAGCUAAGGCAAGAUACAUAGAUCACCAACGACGAAGAAAUCCGACCCGUCAACCGGAUCAUCGUGGAGUUGUGCUAUAUAGGAAAGCUACCAAGUGCGGCGGUGUGCCUCCACUGGCGAGUGUGUACGAACCAUUCCGAAAACGUCAACCCCUGCCUCCCCUCGCGGCAUAACUCUCCGCAAUACUCCGCGCCCUCGUCAGGUUAUUAGGUAGUAGAACCGCACUUCUCGGUGCAUGAUACUCCCUGACAGCGGUGGUUAAUACGAAAGAUUGUCGUAAAUUGUGUCAAUUCGUGUAGUCAGUCAUCGUCGGUGCGGUGUGUCGUAAAACGUUGGUGGCCAUCGUUGGAAGAAGGAAAGAAGAGCGUCGUGUGAAUCGCAUCGGUUCAAGCCUGUCGCGUGAAGUUGCUUGUGCGAACAAAGCGUAUAAAUUCAGUGUGCGCUGUUGAACGAACGUUUGGAUCGUGCGAGCCGCAACCUAACAUCACCACCACCACUACCAUCGUUAAAGCGGGAUCGAGUAUCAUACACGAAGGAAGUGUCUCGGGGGUGCGAAAAUUUUGACGGCCACCACUUUCUCUGUUUUCCCUUUUCUCCGUGUCGGUGGUUAACCAUUGUCGACCACGAUUCCUCGCCUUAGUUUCCUUUUUCCCAAUCUUGCGCGCGCUUUGCUCGCUCAUAGCUCUUCCCUCCCAUCUAUCCCUCCACCUACUCCCUCCCGCCCUUCCACGCUUCUUCUUUCUCUCUCACUCUCUCCCUCUUUUCCCCCCCGUGUCGUACCGUCUCGCUCUCUUUCUCUCCCUCCAUCCAUCGAUCGAGCGCGGCCGUGGCGUAAUAUAGAAGAACCGAACCGUGCGGACGUGCAUGCGUGCGUGCGAUGUAAUUAUCGUUCGCGCUGUCAUUGAUGUCCGAGGUGGUGUCAACGACGACGACGACGACGGCGACGGCGACGGCGACGGCGACGACGCGCUGCUGGCUAUCUUCACGUGAGGAAGUGGCACGGCCAGCCGAGGCGGCGACCAGCGGAAGCAGAAGCGGCAUAUUCUAAAGCAUAGUGUCAGGUGGCGGUGGCGAAGGGGGUCAAGAAGAUUUCAGAAUGAGCCUCCGACCAAGGACCACCUCCUUUGCCGAUUGUACCAACGCGCCCUCGAAUCCGCCCCUGGGUGGCAUGAGAGUCAGCAGCGGUGUGAUGUAUAAUGCAGAUAGAGAUGGCAACAAAGUCACGACAGUGGUGGCUACACCAGGUGGUGGUCCAGACCGCCCCCAGGAAAUCUCCUACACAGACACUAAAGUGAUCGGUAAUGGAAGUUUUGGUGUCGUGUACCUAGCGAAACUUUGUGACGCGGAGGAACUGGUCGCCAUCAAGAAGGUUCUCCAAGACAAACGAUUUAAGAAUAGAGAAUUACAAAUAAUGCGACGUAUCGAACACUGCAACAUCGUGAAACUGAAAUACUUCUUUUAUUCCAGCGGUGAUAAGAACAUCUUAAACGCGACUAAUCCAGUUUUUCACGUGGACAAGGACGAGGUUUAUCUGAACCUAGUGUUGGAGUACAUACCCGAGACCGUGUAUAAAGUCGCUCGGCAUUAUAACAAAAGCAAGCAGACCAUACCGAUCAAUUUCAUCAAGUUGUACAUGUACCAACUGUUCCGCUCUCUGGCGUAUAUCCACUCGUUGGGUAUCUGCCACAGGGACAUCAAGCCACAGAACCUACUGUUGGACCCAGAAUCCGGUGUCCUGAAGCUCUGUGAUUUCGGUUCGGCCAAACACCUGGUCAAAGGCGAGCCCAAUGUGUCUUACAUUUGCAGUCGUUACUAUCGCGCGCCUGAGCUCAUCUUUGGUGCCAUCGAUUACACCACAAAAAUUGACGUAUGGAGCGCAGGUUGCGUGGUGGCAGAGCUACUGCUCGGUCAACCGAUUUUCCCUGGUGACAGCGGAGUGGAUCAACUGGUGGAGAUCAUCAAGGUCCUCGGCACACCGACCCGCGACCAGAUACGCGAGAUGAACCCCAACUACACGGAAUUCAAGUUCCCACAAAUCAAGGCGCAUCCGUGGCAAAAGGUGUUCAGGGCACGCACGCCACCAGAAGCGAUGGAACUAGUCGCUGGCCUGUUGGAGUACACACCGUCCGGACGGAUCACACCGUUGGAAGCGUGUGCCCAUCCAUUCUUCGACGAGUUACGAGAACAGGGCACCCGGUUGCCGAACGGCCGAGAGCUUCCUCCGUUAUUUAACUUUACAGAGUACGAGCUGCGAAUUCAGCCGUCGUUGAACUCGAUCCUAAAGCCGAAGUACAUGCAGACUUCGGAGAAUCCUGGAGGCCAGUCGGAACCGGUCGCGGGGUGUAGCGGUAACACUAGUGAUAACGUGAGCACCAACACGCUACCGACCUCAAAGAACACAGAUCCUAGCCAGUCGAACAUGGCUUAAGCUGCUUUCUAUUUUUACCAUUAUUCAGAAAAUACACACACACAAGAGAGAGAGGGAGAGAGAAAAAAAAUAAGAAAACCGAGAAUUCACGUGUUAGAUACUAGCCUUAAAAAGUACGGUAGAGAGCGAGAACCAAGAAGAGGGAAACUGAUCUUCUGAGGAGGAUGUCCCCGCGUACACACUUAUAUACAUACAUACAUUCACACAGAGAGACAUACAUUUAACAAACAUUAAACACAUACAAGUAAUCCCAGAUUGUAAAUUGAACUCGAUGCAAAUGGCGAUACCGUGUGGUCUUUCAGCUUUCUUCGCUUGAUACACGAAUGACGAAUGGUGGUCCCCUUUUGUAACGGGUUCGCCGUGGAAACACGACUCUCACAGUGGCGUACGAACGCUUGAUUGCCACCUUAUUGCCAAAAAAAAAAAAAAAAAAAAAAAAAAAAA